AUGAAAGGUUCCAAGAUAAUACCAAAUAUUAUGAAACAUGAUAAGUGUAAGAAAUUGAAUCACGGAAUUAUUUCAGAUAUGGUCAAAAAAAUGAGCAAAAAUGAAAAUAUAAUAAAUAUAAUAAAUAAAAUAUUGUCAUAUAAAAAAGAGAAUAAAUAUGUAGACAAUGUUAAUGAUAAAGAUUAUGAUAUAAUGAUUAAAAAUGUAAAAGAUAAUUAUAACUUGUUUAAAAAAAAGAUUCCAAAUAUUCCAUUAUUUAUGAUUCACAGUAGAAAUUUCAGAACGAUAAAAAAUAAAAAUAUAAAAUUAAAAAAAUAUAAUACAUUUGUAAAUAAUAAAAAUAGUAGAUUUCCAUUUUCAAUACAUAAAAAUGUGAUUGAUAGUAAUCAUGAGAUAAUAAAUAAUUUUGUAACAUUAUUAAAUAAAUAUGAACAUGAAAUGAAUUUUUUUAAAUAUAUAUUUAUAUGUAACAUAGUUUUAAUAUCACUUUUAUUUGGAUUUUUUCUAUAUAUAUUUAACAGUAAUUUUAUAGAUACAUAUAUUGUUAAGGAAACUGAUAAAAUAAUAAAUGAAAUAAAAAAUUCUAAAAAAAUUCAAGAUAAUAUAAAAGAAGUGAUAGAAAAUAUAUUACAUCGAAUUUUAAAUGAACACGAAAAUAAAAAAAUAGCUUCUAAUUUUUUUGUAGAUGUAUUAUCAAAUUCAAAAGAUCAAAUAAAUGAAUUAUUUAUUCAAAUAUUUGAAAAAAAAGAAACAAAAGAUAUGUUAAAAAACACAGCUUUAGAAUUAAGCACAUAUAUAUCUAAUAAUAAAGAGAUUCAAAAAAAUAUAUAUCUAUUAAUAACAAAAUCUAUGCAUCAUCCAGAAGCAAUCAAAAUAUCAACAGAUUGGUUAAAUAAUAUUUUUAAAUCUGAAAAGGUUACACAACAUGUUCGUAAUGUUAUAUACAAUGAAAUAUUUUCAAAUAAUGAAAUGAAAAAAAAUUCUAUUAAUUAUAUGCAAAAUAUAUUUUUUGAUGUUUUGGAAAAUGCAAAUUCUAAAGAAGUAGUAAAAUUAUUUUUUAUUUCAAUAUUAGCAAAUCCAGAUUUUCAAAAUGAACUAUCAACAAAUUUAUGGAAAAUUUUUAAAUUAGCAAUUUCUCCUAAAUGGAUGAACUAUGAUGAUAUUAAAAUUAGCUUAUUAAAUGUGAAAGAAAAUAAAGAUGACUACACAAACAAAGGUUCGAAUGGUCCACACAUUGCUACUAGUAGUUGUGAUGAAAAAGGAAAGGAUAAUACCGAGGCGAGGGUUGGAAAUACCGCAACAGAAGCCAUUGCAGAAGCAGAAGCCAUUGCAGAAACAGAAUCCAUUGCAGAAGCAGAAGUAGCAUCUGACCCGAAUUUAAAUAAAAUUGAAAAUCAAAUACAGGCCUUACCAAAUGAUAUACAUAAUGGUUCUACUUUAAAAGAUGAAGUGAGAGAUGAUGUGAGAGAUGAGGUGAGAGAUGAUGUGAGAGAUGAUGUGAAAGAUGAGGUGAGAGAUGAUGUGAGAGAUGAUGUGAGAGAUGAUGUGAGAGAUGAUGUGAGAGAUGUUUUACAGUGUUAUGAAAAAAUGAGUAAAGAACCCGAUAUAAUACAAGACAGAUGGAAUAAAAUUAAAAAUGAUUAUAAUGAAGAUGAUAAUUUAUAUUUUUCGGAAAAAAAUCGAUACUUAUUCUUAUCACAAUUAAAUAGUUUACUAUAUAUAGCACCUACAUAUAAUGUUUAUGAUUUUAGCAAUUUAAUAAAGAAAGCAAUUAAAACAGAUAACCAUUUUAAUUCAUCUAAAAAAUGUCCAGAAGAAAACGAUAACGUCGUAAAUGGCGGCAUAAAUAGUGGUGCAAAGUGCUACAGUUUUAAAGAGGUAGCUAAUUUAUUUAUUGUAGAUACAUUAUUAUUUUAUUCUCAUAAAUAUUAUUUUUAUUAUUACUAUGUAGACAAAUUCAGAAAUUAUUUUUUAAAUUUUAGAAAAUAUUUUAUUCAAAAAUAA
Molecule: messenger RNA, 2004 nt
Organism: Plasmodium yoelii
Lineage: Eukaryota; Apicomplexa; Aconoidasida; Haemosporida; Plasmodiidae
Product: conserved protein, unknown function
Exons: 1
Coding region: 1-2004 (667 amino acids)
Source: RefSeq, a predicted model, not a curated record